AGGGGACGAGGGUUGUGGCCCUUGUGGGUGUUAGGUGUGCCGUGGCGGUGGGGCAUAGGGCGGAGACGGCUUGAAGCACAAGCUUUCUUCCUUCCCACUUCCCCCACCCACAAGCCACAACGACCUUUCCAAGCACCACAAGCAAGGGAGGGGAGGAUUGGGUCGUCAAAGGUCAAGAGGCGUUAAAUGGUGUCUCCCUCGGAGACCGGUCAGGCGGGUACACCACCUCCCUCGGCCCCAGAUUCUUCAUCAUCCGCUCCUCCGUCGCCGCCACCAGCAGCACCACAAUCAUCACAAUCGCCAUCACCACCGCAAUCACCACCACCACCGCAAUCACCAUCACCACCACCACUACCACCAUCAGCAACAGCGUCAGAAUCAGUAACACCAAUAGCACGAAAGACAACAGCGGAAGCAGCAUUAGAAACAAUAGCGUCGGCGACGACAGCAGGAACAACGACAGUGGUCGUCGCUACGGGGGCGGUGACAAUGGCAGAUUCGUCGAAUCCUUCGUGGUUCACUCCUAAAAGGUUGCUUGCUAUAUUUUGUGUGAUCAACAUGCUCAACUAUGUUGAUCGAGGAGCAAUAGCAAGCAAUGGUGUGAAUGGAACCCGCAGAACUUGUACAGAUGGCAUAUGCACAAAGGGUACUGGAAUUCAGGGUGCUUUUAACUUGAAUUAUUUUGAAGACGGUGUUCUAUCCUCAGCAUUUAUGGUUGGACUCCUUGUGGCUUCUCCAAUUUUUGCAUCUUUAGCAAAGACGCAUAAUCCAUUUAGACUGAUUGGAGUUGGAUUGUCAGUCUGGACGUUUGCGGCAGCUGGUUGCGGUUGUUCUUUUAAUUUUUGGUCCAUCACAAUUUUCCGCAUGUUAGUUGGUGUUGGUGAGGCCUCGUUCAUAAGUUUGGCUGCUCCUUUUAUCGAUGAUAAUGCCCCUCCUUCUCAGAAAACUGCAUGGCUUGCCAUAUUCUAUAUGUGUAUUCCAACUGGAAUUGCACUGGGCUAUGUAUAUGGAGGCUUGGUUGGAGGCUAUACUAAUUGGCGAGUAGCAUUCUGGGUAGAGGCAUGCUUGAUGCUUCCAUUUGCUAUUCUUGGAUUUGUGAUUAGGCCUCUGCAAUUGAAAGGCUUUUUUCCAUCUUCAAAAUCUUCAAUUAUGCCAAGCGUUCAAGAGGCAUUGGUAGACAGCAAAGAUGGAGGAGUAAAGGUUGAUGGGGAUGCUUCUACUGCGAGUGAUGAUAGGAGCAAGAAGAAGUCAUCUUUGUCCAACGGUGCAUCAAAGGUUAUGAAGCAAGUUUCGAGGUUCUGGGGUGAUCUAAAAGUACUUCUGGCUGACAAGGUCUACGUUGUAAAUGUUUUAGGGUACAUAUCAUACAACUUUGUUAUUGGUGCCUAUUCAUAUUGGGGGCCGAAGGCUGGUUAUGCUAUCUAUAACAUGAGCAAUGCAGAUUUGCUUUUUGGAGGAAUCACAAUUGUAUGUGGGAUAUUUGGAACAUUAGCUGGAGGCUACAUUCUAGAUCACAUAAAUUCUACUAUCCGCAACGCAUUUAAGCUUCUCUCUGGUGCAACUUUAUUUGGAGCUGUAUUUUGCUUUUCGUCUUUCUUGUCACCCAAAUUAUAUGGUUUUGUGAUCCUUUUCUCAAUUGGCGAGUUGCUUGUUUUUGCAACACAGGCUCCUGUGAACUAUGUAUGCCUUCAUUGUGUCAAACCCAGUUUGAGACCACUCUCGAUGGCUAUGUCUACUGUCUCUAUCCAUAUUUUUGGAGAUGUGCCCUCAUCACCACUUGUUGGUGUUCUUCAGGACUAUGUGAAUAACUGGAGGGAAACUGCCCUUAUACUGACAUCUAUUCUGUUCAUAGCUGCAGCUAUAUGGUUUGGAGGCAUUUUUCUUCAUAGUGUGGACCGUUUUAAUGAAGAUGACGAUCUCAAGGAAGUUAGCACGCUGGAAAGUUCAAACCGGACUCCUUUGCUGGAUGUUGGCAUCGAGGCUUGAAAUAAACCAAAACGCUUAUUGUCCAAGCAAGGCUGCAGAUUUGUUUCAGCUGUCAGAAGGUUAUGCUUUGGAAUGGAAGCGUAAGGAGUACUUACACUACAUAAAGCGGUGGCAGUGGAUCAGCCUUACUCUAUUGUAUAUAUGUAUGGAACUGGAUGCUUUCAGCAUCAGGGUUCGGCCAAAUGUGAAAGGUGGAGCCGGUUCGGUGCAGUCUGAGUUUGCAAGACACCUAGAAUUUGUUUGGGUAAUUUGAUUGCUGUAAUGCAUGUAAAUUCAGGUUUGUUUCCGUCAAAAUAUUUUUCUGGUCGUUUAUAGUUUCAAGCAUGAAAUCUGAUGCACAUAACAGAAAACCCUUGUAAAUUCCUUCAUUUUAUUCCAGUGGCAGCUGUCGCUGCAAUUAUUAUCA
Messenger RNA from Nymphaea colorata (pocket water lily), 2392 nucleotides. RefSeq names its product probable sphingolipid transporter spinster homolog 2. The record is from RefSeq and is a predicted model, not a curated record. Gene Ontology annotation, molecular function: transmembrane transporter activity. Gene Ontology annotation, biological process: transmembrane transport. Lineage: Eukaryota; Viridiplantae; Streptophyta; Magnoliopsida; Nymphaeales; Nymphaeaceae. Gene Ontology annotation, cellular component: membrane. The coding region runs from base 187 to 1986 and encodes 599 amino acids. The transcript has 17 exons.